Molecule: messenger RNA, 496 nt
Organism: Paramecium pentaurelia
Lineage: Eukaryota; Ciliophora; Oligohymenophorea; Peniculida; Parameciidae
Source: the annotation of a GenBank genome assembly
AUGGAAUCAUACAAAAAACCAAUAUUAAAGAGAUAAGAAAAAUAAGAAGAAUUGAAUCAAUAAAUUGCAAUUAUGAGAAAGAAUAACAACCUAUAACUUAAUGAAAUUAGUGAAAAAUUAAUCACCGAAUUUUCUCUCCCAAUAAAUAAAACAGGUGAAAUUUGUAAAUUUCAAUAAACAUCUAUGAAAGGAUUAAGCUAAGAAGAAUUGUUUUCAAAUAUUAGCUAUUUGAUUUAAUAUGAUAAAGAAAAUUUGGGUUAAGAUUCCAAAAUUGAGUCUGUGAAAUCUAAAGAUUCUUUAUUUUUAAUAGAGAUUGAAAGCAGAUUGGGACACUUAAUAUAUAUGAUUAAUUAGACAUUUAAGAGUCAAUUAAUAUUUUACAAGAUAUUUAAAGUAUUAAAAAUUCAUAUUCUUUUAGAUGAUAAUCAAAUUCAAGGGAUUGUCUUAUUACCAUAAUAACUUUAAGAAAACACAAAAAUAAAUUAAGAGUAAAUGA